CUGGGCUGACAGCAAGAUGCAUUUUCAGUGCACGCCGCAAGAUUUUGCGCCGGGCUGCUGGUGGGAUGCUGCUAGCGUAGACGGGGGUAGCCGUGAGAAGGCUGCUUACCGCAGGGAGCGGGAACGGUGGCGAAGGGGCGAGGUUCUUCGUCAAAGGCAGCCUGGCUGGAGGUGCCAUGUAUGUGGCAUAUGAUCAGGGGCUUCUGGGAAAUGGCAGUCAAGGAGCAGAGGCCCUCAAAAAGGCUCGAGCAGCACUGCCUCCAGCUAUACAGGAAUGGACAGAUUACACAGGCUGGGAGCUUCCAUCCGCUCCAAAAUUUGACUUUUCUGUCUCUGAAUCCUGGAACACAGGAGUUCAGGCCACUGUGUCUGCUCUAUCUGUGGCUCCCACCAAGGUCCGUGAAUACACCCAUGAUGGCUGGAAGUACAUGAAGGACCUCAUCAAAUGAACACACACUCUCUCUCUCCAGCCUUUGCUUUUUCCUCAAUGCUACAGUCUCAGGGAUGAGAUGUAGUACGUACCACUAGAGGGCAGCGCAGCCAUGCAAAGGCUCCAAUAAAAGACUCUGGAAUUUC
This is a messenger RNA of Caretta caretta (loggerhead turtle), 576 nucleotides long. RefSeq names its product mitochondrial contact site and cristae organizing system subunit 13 (gene MICOS13). Gene Ontology annotation, cellular component: mitochondrial crista junction; MICOS complex. Gene Ontology annotation, biological process: cristae formation. The record is from RefSeq and is a predicted model, not a curated record. Lineage: Eukaryota; Metazoa; Chordata; Testudines; Cheloniidae.